Molecule: messenger RNA, 5106 nt
Organism: Amphiprion ocellaris (clown anemonefish)
Lineage: Eukaryota; Metazoa; Chordata; Actinopteri; Pomacentridae
Gene: kmt5aa
Product: lysine methyltransferase 5Aa
Exons: 7
Coding region: 249-1229 (326 amino acids)
Molecular function (GO): histone H4K20 methyltransferase activity; protein binding
Source: RefSeq, a predicted model, not a curated record
CAGGCAGAAAGAAACAUGUCGGAGCGGAGCUGUGGAGGCUGCGUCGGCUGCGUCGGCUGAGCUGCUGAGCUGCUGGCAGUUUAAAGGCAACAGAAGGGCACUCAGUCACCGGGGAAGGGGCCGCCGUGUCGGAGAGGAUUCUGCCUAAAGGAUCGGGGAAAAGUGAACCUCUAACCGGGCAUCUAAUCGUGUUUUUUCCUCCAGAGGAGAGGCGAGCGGCGGGUAAGGAUUCCCAAAACAAGUCGGACAUGAACGGGGAAAUCGUAUGCAAUAGCCAUUCAGUCACUGUCUUAAGCUGCACCAAGUCCAUAUCACCAGUUCACGAUGAAAAGACGACCAUCAGGCUGACUCAGGAAGGAAGGUGCUCCCUGCAAAAUGAUGCUCAGAGGCAGGGGGAGGGCAGGAUGAUAAACACCAUCAGCGCUACACCAAAAGACUUGAAGGCAGAGAUGGAGAGCAGCUACAGCCAGUGUUCACCCUGCUGGUCAGAUGAACAGCGGUCACCUCCGCAGCUCCACUGCCCUCAGACCUGCCUCUUCUCCCCCCCAGAACUCAACCUGUCCUUUGCUAACAGCUUAGCUCACACUCCUCUCCAUGCGAACAACGGCAGCGCUCUCCAUGGACGCCAGAGGAGAGGAGCCCAGGCCAAGGUCAUAGGGAAGAAAACCACACGGAGAAUGGGAGGCGGGAAAAACUCCCAAAACCGAAAAGUUACUGACUUCUAUCCAAUAAGACGAAGCUCAAGGAAAAGUAAAACAGAGCUCCAGUGUGAAGAAAAGAAGCUCAUAGAUGAUCUCAUCACAAAUGGAAUCGAGGAUGGAAUGGAGGUACAGUAUAUAGAAGGAAAGGGGAGAGCAGUGUUCGCCACUCGGUGUUUCCAGAAAGGCGACUAUGUGGUGGAGUAUCACGGAGAUCUGCUGCAAAUCACCGAUGCUAAAAAGAAGGAGGCCGAAUACGCUCAAAAUCCUGCCACUGGCUGCUACAUGUACUACUUCCAGUACCUCUGCAAAACAUACUGUGUGGACGCCACAAAAGAGACUGGACGAAUGGGUAGGUUGAUAAACCACAGUAAAAAUGGGAACUGCCAAACCAAACUCCACGACAUCAACGGGGUCCCUCACCUCAUCCUCGUCGCCUCUCGAGACAUCGACAAGGGUGAGGAGCUGCUUUACGACUACGGGGACCGCAGCAAAGCCUCCAUCGCGGCUCACCCGUGGCUCAAAUAUUGAUCGAGGGUGUCCUUAAAGAAGUAAAGGGAAACGUACAGUAACACUUGUGUUUCUCAUUAGCUAGUGUACAAAAUGCCUUAGAAACAGAAUGUGUACCCUUUUUGUUGGAGGGACCUGGGUGGGGUUAGUUAGUGGGGCUGGUCGGGUGGUUCCCACAUUUCGAUUGAUGUCCAUCUGCCGCGUCAGAUGACACCUGUACUUUUUAUUUAGAUGUGUUUCUGAAACAUUCUGGUUGUUUUGCAGCACAUUUAUUUUGUACAUUUUGUAUUACCUAUAGACCAAUGCUUCUACAGCAGGUGGUAGUUGAUGCUCUGCAUUUUUAUACUACUUUUUUAAAUUAGUAGUUAGCAAUACUUCUAUUUAUAGCCCCGGAGCCCCUUUAGGAUCAGCAAGAACUAUGAGAUGCAAAUUACAAACUCUUUAAAAAAAAAAAAAAAAAAAAAAAAAUCUUGUUCAAGUCGUCAAUCUGUUAUUGAUCAGUGGGCGUAUAACAGUUUGCCGCAUUCAUGGUUCAGUUGGCAUUUUGGUUUGGUUUCGAUGUGUAAAGCAAGCUUCUGUUGAACAUGCAAACUCAAAAUCUUACUUUAAAAUAUAGAAAUUAUUCGUAUUGUUAUUAUUUUUUUACCAUAUAUCGUAUUUUUUAAUAUUAAAGAUACAGCAUAUAUUUGACUUUAUCAUGUAAAAAUGUUCAAAUAACAAAAGUUUCUGCAAAUACCUACAGAAUACUCUGCUGCAUCAAUUUGAAUGCAAAUGUAUGUAAAGAUUUGUUGGAUUAAACAUCUACAGGCAGUUUCCAUUUCUCCAUAUCCACAAUUACACAAUUAUCUCCACAGUGUUUUUCAUCUUUACAUCUUUCACUUAUAUUUAAAAUUUUCAGUGAACACACAAAACCAGGCUGUGCAAACUGGCCUGUGCUGACUUUUGUUCGUGGGUUUGGUGAACUGUUACACUCCUACUGUACAGAUUUUCAUCACAUCUGUUCCUCCUGUGCACAAAGCUUUGUUGAAUACCAGAUGUUCCAUGUCAGAGUGUUCAAUCAGCUGAUCCACCAAUGAGUCUUUAUUUUAGUAACUUUUUCAGUCAAAUGUUUUUUUUUUUUUUUCCAACAGGACUUCUGGCAGUUUAUACUUGAAAAUGGUUACUCCUAUUAAUGUUAUUUAUCUCAAUUUGUCCUCCUUUAGAAAGUCACAGAGGUAAAUUAUCUGUUGCUUUAAGGUGAUUAUUAAUAAGCGUAUACAGUGUUUUUUAAGGAAAUUUCAAAUUUUGUUCGUUAUGGUACGUGGUUUUCUCACACAAAUGGCUUAAAUUACACUGAAUAUAUAUUUAUAAAAGAGAACCUAACAAUGUUUAUAUAAAAAAUUAAUGUAUCACAGAAAUGUGGCCACAGAUUCCUGCUGAGUAGCAGCUGAACCUUCUUCAAAGAGUUAAAAUCAGGAUAAUAAAUUAGUUUUCAAGGAUAAAGAAGGUGAUGUAUAUUUUUGUUAUCAACAAAUUGAAGAACAGACCAAAAACUAUUUGUAAUUCCCUAAAACGUGUGGUCACAGAGGAAUUAAGAUAAAUAGGUUGAUAAGUUAUAUUCAUUGUUGAUUUUGGUCUUUUCGCAGGAUGUGUUGACAAAGAAAUACAGAAAAUUCCCAAAUGUAGCUGUUAAAUGUUAAAAUCUAUUCAUUCAGCGAAAUCGCUGUUUGAAUUUAUUGGUUCAUUACAAGCUUAAUCAAUUUAAAUGUGCUUGGCUAAGUCCCAAUGAAGUAGCAGUUUAGGACAAAUCUGUGUGUAUAAGGAUAUCACAUUUUUGCUGUAGAGAACUUUCUCUUCUUGUAUGUGCCCUUUGUGUUAUUGGUCAUAUUAUGUAAUUAUUACUAGUUGUUUUUACUAUGAUAACAUUCUUUUGGGGAUCCCAGGGCUUAAAGAUGUAGUCUAAUACUGUGAUAUAUACAUUUAUUUGCUGUCUUGCUGAAAUACAAGACAAUACAAUAACUUUAUUAAUUCCCGAAGGAAAAUUCAAUAAAAUAUUGUAGUUCAAUAUUUUAUUGAAUUCACAGAAUACAAUAUUGUAUUCUGUUUGAAAGUCGAUACCUUCAUCAUAGCUGAGCACUCAGUAUGAAGCCAUAGGCAGGAAACAGUUAGCCUAGCUUAGCAUAAAAACCAGAAACGGGGAAGCUAACCUGGCAUCAGCAAAAAGCUUUACAAAGAGCUGCAACUACAGCAACAGUGAAACUGAGAAAAAAAAGGACUGUGAGGUUUUAAUUUUCAUUAUAUAACCAAUGUGAAAGAUGCAGGAAAAAUGUAAUAUUUGUAGCCUAAAAGUGCUCAAAUUCAGGUCAACUAGUUUUGUCGUGUUUCUCUUAUUAUGAAAAAACAAAUAAAUAAAUGAAUCAUGAAUUAAUACAUAAAAAUAUUUGAUUUGAAGGCAGCUUAACCACAAAAAAAGUCCACUGGAAUUUAAAGCUACACUGCUCAGCAAGGCUAGCUAACUUUUAGCAUGUUAGCUUUUGGAAGGUCUAGCUUUGUUGCUUUACCUUUAUUCAGGUCUCGACCAUUUAAAAAAAACACAUUCAAAUCUAUUAUUGAAGACAGUCUAAAUGAAAUCCACUAAGUGGGAGCUACACUACUGAGCUAGCUUGCUAGUUAGCUAGACUAGCUAGUUCCAAAUUAACCAUUAACUAAAUACAUUAAAAUGGAAAGUGAAGGUAGCUUAACCACGUAAAAUUGAACUGAAAGUCAGAAGCUACAUCGCUAAGUUUGGGUAUGUCAGCUUUUUAAAGGACAAGCUUUGUUACUUUCUUUUCUACAGUAUAAUUUAAUAUUUAACGUAACUGUCUCAUUUAAAUAUAAUUUAUUCAGUAAAUAAGAUGUUGGAACAUUGAAGUUUACAUAAUCCUGUGAAACAGGAAAAAAUUUGGUAUAUUGGGUUUGGCUAAAUGUAGCUCACCAGCUGCAACUAGCUUGACUGUUUUCUGGUUUUUGUGAAUUUCUACUUUAUUUUCUUUCUCAAAAAAUUGUAUAUAUCUUUGGUAUAUAAUUUUUGUUGCAUAUUACUUAUUAUGGUCAGAACACAAUUUUUACUAAACAGGUAUUUGUUGGUGAAUAUUUUAAAAAAUUUGGACAGAGCCAGGCUAACUGUUCCCCACCUGUUUUCAGUCUUUAUGCUUAGCUAUGCUAAUAACCUCCUGGCUGUACGGAUAAGAAAGUGACUUUUUCUCACCUAACUCUUGGUUUAAAAAAAAAAAAAAAGCGAAUAAACGCAUUUCCAAUAAUGUCAAACCAUUUCUUUAAGCCUUCUGAAUUUAAUUUUUUAACUUAUUGUAGCAGCUUUGUUGGAAUUUUUAGAAAGAAAUGGCUGUUGUACUAAAUGUUGUCCAUCCUUAAUGCUUCUUUACAGCUUUUGAGGUUAGAUUUUUCAUAAAAGACAAGUUCAGUUCUUUUAAGUUAUUCUUGAAAUAUUUCAUACAUUGCUGAAUUCUGGUAUUUUUUGGAGGGGAUUUCUUGUUUUCAUUUUAAUCAAAUACAAGAUAAAUCUGUGUUAAUACAAAGAGUUGGGUCAAGUGUAUGCAAAGAAGUAAAUUUCAUGAAAUGCACUGUGUGUAAUAGACGAACAUACACUUGGACCUCCCUUGUCAACAUGUCCCCUGUCCCUUGUAACAGUAGCAUUGUGUUACAUGUGUGAAUUGUUUUCCUAUGAACCUUUCUUAACCAAUAUGUUACACUUUGGAAUAUUGUUUUUUUGUUCUUUUUUUUAUGUGGAACUAAUGCAAUAAUAUCUGAGGGGCAAACCUGACCUGUUGGCCAUUUUAGGACAUGAUAGAUCUUUGCUGUUGUAGCGUUGAAUAAAUCUUAAUGCUGGGGUUCGAUGAAUAAAGAUGUAAUAUGCAAGUAA